Sclerotinia sclerotiorum 1980 UF-70 is the source of this 1620-nucleotide messenger RNA. RefSeq lists its product as hypothetical. Gene Ontology annotation, biological process: transmembrane transport. Gene Ontology annotation, molecular function: transmembrane transporter activity. Bases 1 to 1620 code for a protein of 539 amino acids. The record is from RefSeq and is a predicted model, not a curated record. NCBI's taxonomy places the organism in Eukaryota, Fungi, Ascomycota, Leotiomycetes, Helotiales, Sclerotiniaceae. The transcript is spliced from 6 exons.
AUGAGUUCACGUCGAGAUCUCGAGAAAGGGAUAAUUGAAGAGGAGGAAAAGGAACAAGAACCAGAACAAGAAACUGGAACCACAACAGAAUCCAUCGCAUCCCAAUCCGAUAAUUCUAGAAAUCCUUCACAUGAAAAUGAUGCAGCUUCAAAUGCCUCGAUCAAAUACCCCGACUCGAAUCAUGAAGAAGCCGAAGCAAUGGAUCAAGGUCAGACUGAUCUCGCAAGGCAGAAGACACAUACAGAACCUAGAAAAGUUAAAUCAUCUACUCGUCGCGCGCAUACAAAUUCGCAAGCAAACGAUAUAACCAGCACAGCCUCGAAAUCCUCUGGUGGUCCUAGAAUCUCCCGCAUAACUCAUCGAACGACCACUCCUCGCGCCAAACUUCCACCUAGACCUCUUCCUGUCUCGAAUCUCGCGAUUGGUAUUGUUGGGUGGGAUAGUCAGACAGACCCUGAGAUGCCUUUGAACUUUCCAGAAUCGAAGAAAUGGGUGCUGACGGGAUUACUGGCUAGUAUUACAUUCAUAUCCCCGCUCGCUUCCAGUUGUGCAUUGGCGCCUAGCUUGGCGACAUUGAUAGGAUUUCGAUUUAUGGCUGGAUUAGGUGGUUCUGGCUGUUUAACUAUCGGUGCUGGUAUGAUUGCGGAUCUAUUUCAUGCGGAUAGAAGAGGGUUGGCCACUUCGCUUUUCAGCCUGGGACCUCUGUUUGGUCCUGUUAUUGGUCCAAUCGCUGGAGCCCAAAGAAUUGGCUGGCGUUGGGUGUUCUGGAUUCUUUUUAUUGCCGGCACUCUCAUAACCAUCGGCAUUGAAUGCUUGAAUGUGGAAACUAACCCACGACUUCUUAUAAAACGAAAAGUUGCGCGACUCUCCAAAGAGCUUAAUCGAUCAGAUCUACGCAGCGUUUACGACCCCAGAAACUCAGCACAUCAUUCCAAAUCUUCGGUUCUAGCAAAUGCUAUGAUUCGACCUCUCAAGAUGUUAAUGUUUAGUCCCAUAGUGUUAAUCUUGAGUCUAUAUAUGGCGCUUGUUUAUGGACUUUUGUAUUUACUAUUCACUACUAUUACGACGGUGUUUACUACCAGGUAUCAUUGGGCGCCAGAAUUCUGUGGAUUAGCCUACAUCGGUUUGGGACUAGGUUUCUUCCUCGGUCUCGUAGUAGUCGCUCGCAUCUCAGAUGUCACCGUGGUCAGCAUGACUAAAGCAAAUAAUGGGAUUUUCGAACCUGAGAUGAGGUUGCCUGCUUGUAUAUUUUUUGCUUGCUUUAUACCUAUUAGUCUCUUCUGGUAUGGCUGGAGUAUUCAUGCUGGUGUUCACUGGAUCAUUCCUAUAAUUGGCCUCAUCCCUUUCGGUUUCGGCAUGAUGGGUAUCUUUAUCCCAAUCCAAACAUACGUCAUCGAUUCUUUUCCCUCUUACGCAGCAUCAGGUAUAGCAGCUCUUACAGUAUGCCGAAGUCUUUUUGGAGCGUUCUUACCAUUAGCUGGACCCGCCAUGUAUCAGGCGCUAGGCUAUGGAUGGGGAAAUAGUGUGCUGGGAUUUAUUGCACUAGCACUUAUUCCGGCACCGAUGGUCAUUUAUAAGUUUGGUGGAAGAGUGAGAAAGAGAUUUCCAGUUAAGCUUUAA